Panicum virgatum (switchgrass) is the source of this 2608-nucleotide messenger RNA. Its product is annotated as interleukin-1 receptor-associated kinase 4-like. Gene Ontology annotation, biological process: protein phosphorylation. Lineage: Eukaryota; Viridiplantae; Streptophyta; Magnoliopsida; Poales; Poaceae. Gene Ontology annotation, molecular function: ATP binding; protein kinase activity; carbohydrate binding. Bases 913 to 2505 code for a protein of 530 amino acids. The transcript is spliced from 8 exons. The record is from RefSeq and is a predicted model, not a curated record.
GUCAACUACCCCUCGGUCUAUGUAAGAAAGGGGCUAUCGGCCAGUGAUUCAUCAACAAUCAUCUAGUGGUCGUUGAGGCGCAGGGCGAGAUCAAGGGGAAGGGUACAGGGUUCCAAUCAGAGAUCGUAUGCACAGGGCGAGAGGCUUCUCUAGGUUAGUGCUCUAAUGACCAUGAGAAGUUUGGCUGCUUUGUCUCCAUUUUGUUUUGCAACAUCAUCAGUCAAAUUUCCCCUCCUUCAAUAAAUAAUUUCAGUAAAGAUUUUAUCUUUUUUUUUUGAACGGGAUGGCAGGAGCUCUGCCUUUUAAUUAAGAAGGAAAGAAAAGAGGUUUAUAUAUACAACGCUCGGUGGCCUAGCCGUGAAUCGAGGAAUAGGAUCGAUCCCGAAAAAACACAUGAAACAGCCCCAGUGUUACAACCCAAGAGUCUGAAACUAAGACGGUGUGUUACUAAAAGCCCUCUUGUAAAGCACAAGAUCCUCCUUAACUCUUUCCGCGACCUAUUGCACAGAUUGGAGUUUGUUGUCAAAAAUACGCUGGUUCCGCUCUUUCCACAAAUUCCACAUAAUAUAUAUCACUAAACCGUUGAAAUCACGGCGCUGAUUCUUGUGCACAGUCUUUAUUGCUUCCUCCCACCAACCACUGAUGCAAUCAAAAUUUGCCGGAUUGGUUUAUUGGGGGAGAGACCAGUUCUCCCAAGAUAGGACUUGGCUCCGGACUGCCUGGGCAAAAGGGCAAAGUAAAUAGAGGAUCUCUUUUUAUCAAUGAUUUUAUCAAUGAAUGUAAAGAUUUUAUCAAUGAAUGUUCACCCAUGUGUAGUGGGUGUGUUUGGACGCCCGUUUCAUCAUAGUAGCUAGGUCUCUUUUAGUGUUUGCCGCUAAUUUCCUUCAACAGAGCAACCUUGUUUGAGAGCAAAUGGACGGCAAAUCCAGUAUGAGCAACGACAACGGGCAGCAGGUCAUGCUUUCAGAGCAGAUGCUCCUGCAAUUUCCACUUCUAGAGAAGAUCACAAAUGGUUUCUCUGCCGACCAGAUAAUUGGCAGAGGUGGAUUUUCUGUCGUUUAUAAGGGACUGCUUGAGGGUCAGGCCGUCGCUGUGAAGAAGCUGAAAGAAGAGUAUAUCGACGACAAGACAUUUUCGCGUGAGGUUCAUUGUCUGACGAAGUUGAAGCCGCACAACAAUAUAGUACGGUUUCUAGGCUAUUAUUCUGGAGCAGAACAAAUGUGUGUACCCUACGAAGGCACGAGUGUCAUAGCUGAUCAUACAAGACACAGAUUGCUCUGCUUUGAGUACCAGCCUGAUAGUCUGGAUCGGCGGAUCAGCGAUGCAUCGUCUGGACUUGGUUGGAUUCGGCGCUACCAAAUAAUCAAGGGAAUUUGCAAUGGUUUACAUUACCUUCACAAGAUGGACAUUGUUCACCUUGACCUCAAACCAGCAAAUAUACUGCUGGAUAAAAACAUGGUGCCAAAAAUAACGGACUUUGGUAUCUCAAGGUUCUUUGAUGGACAAAGUCAGCUUUUCGUGACAAGAAUAGCUGGAACACUGGGAUAUUGUGCACCAGAAAUUUUGAAAAAUGUAAAUGUGAUCAGAAGGGAGUUUGAUAUAUAUAGUCUUGGUGUUAUAAUCCUACAGAUACUAACAGGACGUAUAUAUGAAUCUCAGGAGGUUCAAAAAGAAAGAUCUCAUCAAGUAUUAAAGGAUGUACGUGAAAGUUGGAAGAAUAGAUUCGAAACACCACAAGGAGACACAUAUUUGGUCUUCCCAGAAGAAAUGGUAGACCCACUGUUGAAAGAAUCCGAAGAAAUGAGAAAGACACUGUUGAAUCAAGUACAAAAAUGUACUCAGAUAGCGAUAGAAUGCAUGGACGCUGAACAAAAUAAAAGACCGAAUAUACAAAAAAUACUUGUUGAACUUGGUGAAACUGGAAGUACAGAUGGGUUUAUCGAAGCAUUGCAGGUACCCAUCAUACCCAAAUGGAGGCGAGUAGCACCUCUGGUGCCACAAUCCAUUCACGAUUUCCCCUCCAUGAAUGCGGCAUUCUGUUGUGCUCAAGUUGCUGAUGGGAUCGACAAGAUAGGGCCAUGCGGUGGAGGAGGAGGGGAGCACUGCAACGUCAUCAAGAUCCCACACGGCCUAGAGAGCAUAACAGUCUGGUACGGCUUGGUCGUCGACUCGAUUCAAUUUUCCUACGUUGAUCGCGAGAAGAACACUCACACUACAAAACGAUGGGGUGGUCCUGGUGGAUUCGAGCAUAUUACGAUUAAACUCGGUGCUGGUACAUCUCUCAAGAGAAUGUCAGGAACAUACGCUCCAUUUAGUGACGACGAAACAAUCGUCAUAACAUCACUUACUUUUGUAACCAGUGAUGACGUCAAAUAUGGACCUGUAGGAGCUGGAGGCGGUGACAGGGCGAACUUCGAUAUUCAUCUGACCGAGGGUACCAUUGUUGGCUUCUUUGUGCGUGCGGGGUGGUACAUAGAUGCAAUUGGUGUCUACGUUCGUAGGUAGCGCUAAGAUGCAAGGAAAAAGCUUGUUUUCUCUGUAUUUUGUUCAGUAAUGAUCUGAAUUCUUAACUCGCGAACAAAGCAAUAAUUCUGCUACAUUGCAAUAA